Messenger RNA from Spea bombifrons (plains spadefoot toad), 844 nucleotides. Its product is annotated as heat shock protein 30C-like. Gene Ontology annotation, biological process: response to heat; protein refolding. Lineage: Eukaryota; Metazoa; Chordata; Amphibia; Anura; Pelobatidae. The coding region runs from base 175 to 840 and encodes 221 amino acids. The transcript has a single exon. The record is from RefSeq and is a predicted model, not a curated record. Gene Ontology annotation, molecular function: protein folding chaperone.
UCCAUAUACAGCGAGCCCCAGGAAAUGUCAGGAAGCGGCCAGAACUUUAAGCCGUGAAUAUAAAAUGAGCCGCAGCUCUGAGCGGCCGCAGCACUGAGAAGCAAGACAGCCCAGAACAGGCAGAUCGUCUGCAGCUGAACUCUGACAAGAAGCUCCCGGGAAAAGCAGCAGAAGAUGUUUCCUCUGAGCCUCCUCCGGUCCCCGCACAGCCCGCUGUGUGUCUGCACGGAGCCGGCACUCACACUCUGGCCAGCUACGCGCCUCAUCUUUGGGCAGCUGGAAGAUGACAUGCUGAGCAUGAGGAGCGAGAUGGAGAGGAGAAUGCAGCGCGUCAACCAGGCUUAUCAGCUCCUCUCUCAGGACGCGGACACGAGAAGCAGAAUAGCCCAGAGCAGACAGUCAGCGGCCAAAGAAAGCGAGAAGCUCCGUCCCAAAACAGAUGAAGCAGGGAAGGAUCACUUUGAGCUCAGCCUAGACGUCAGUCGCUUCUCUCCCGAAGAGCUGACCGUGAAAACUGAAGGAAGGAGACUGAUUGUGAUGGGAAAACAUGAGGAGAAAAGAGAUGCCGAGGACGGAAGCCGCUUCCAUGAAUACCGAGAGUGGAGGAGAGAAGCGGAGCUCCCGGAAGAUGUGAAUCCUGAGGAAGUGAUGAGUUCUCUGUCCCAGGACGGAAAGCUCCUCAUUCAGGCUCCUCGCCUGGCGCUGCCGGCAGCUGCUGCGGAGAGGACCACCUCCAUCACCACGACCCAGACACCGGUAAAUGGAGAGGGGAAGAGCGCCGAGCCCCGGAACAGCAGCGAGAAAGAACAGCCAGAGACCGGAGCUCAUUCUUCAUCAUAGACAU